AUGACUACCAACCACAGACCCACUCUUGAAAGCAAACGGGGGAAAGCCCUUGCCAUCUCCGACUCCAUCGCCCAUGCUCGUUCUCUUCCGCUGCAGACGGCCCUCAAGUACAGACAGGACGUGUUGACCGAGGUUGAUCCUGUGAGAGCCAAGCGUGGAGUGGAGGAGUUGAAGAGAGAACUCUUGAUUCUGGAGGGCAAGAUCGAUGAGAACGACCUGAAACGGUCCAAAAUACGAUCGGGAGAUGACUCAAGCGGUGAAAAUGACGAAAGUGAUGAAAGUGAUGACGAAGAAGCUUUGCUAGCGGAGCUCCAGAAGGUCAAGCAGCAGAUCGCUGAUGACAAUGCUGGAGUGUCUGAUAAGGACAGGGCAUCUGAAGAGGAAGAUAUGCAGUCUGACAGUAACGCCAGUGAGGACAGCAACGACGAAAGUGAUGAUGAGACGGAGUUGUUACUUGCAGAACUUGCCAAAAUCAAGCAGGAGAGACAACAAGAAAAAGAGAACAAGGAGAAGGCCGAAAGGGCCGAGAAGGCCAAGAGCUCCAAUCCAUUGGUGUCAUUGGAUGAAUCAGAGCCUCCAGCUAAAAAGAGCUGGAGAAGCAGCACUGCUUUCAAUAACAAGCCCAAGCCCAAGCCCAAGGGCGAGCAGAAUAACGACAACUUCACCAACGAUACCCUUCGCUCUGAAUUCCACAAGAAAUUCUUGUCCAAGUACAUCAGGUGA
Suhomyces tanzawaensis NRRL Y-17324 is the source of this 723-nucleotide messenger RNA. RefSeq names its product U2-type spliceosomal complex subunit. Bases 1 to 723 code for a protein of 240 amino acids. The record is from RefSeq and is a predicted model, not a curated record. The transcript has a single exon. Gene Ontology annotation, molecular function: RNA binding. Gene Ontology annotation, cellular component: catalytic step 2 spliceosome. Gene Ontology annotation, biological process: mRNA cis splicing, via spliceosome. Lineage: Eukaryota; Fungi; Ascomycota; Pichiomycetes; Serinales; Debaryomycetaceae.